AUGAAGGCUUCCUUGAUCUUACCCGUUUUCGCUUUCACCGUUCGAGUCCUCGCAGAUGUACCUCCUGCCUGUCUGCUCAAUGCUGUCAAUACACAAGAUGAACCUGGCGAUCUUUCAGCUAUCUGUGGUGACGAUGCCAUUGAUGUCCAAGAGGCUAUUGCCAGCAUGUGCGGUGACAAUCAAUCGGUAGCACAAUCGGCAUUCCUUUCGACCUGUUCUGCCGCAGGGUCCUCCGUCGCCCCUUACACAGCAACCUCCACCUCCGAGAGCCAAACCACCGGCGCCAGCUCCGGAACGUUCGUCUACACAACUGCUGUUUACAACUCCGACUGCGAUUGUACUACCACGAUCGUCACGUCAGCAUCGAGUGGCGCGGCUGCUUCAACGGGUAUUGUCACGGCAACAAGCGGUGGAUCGGCUUCCGCUACCAACACCGCUGGCGGUAGUUCAGCAACCGACAAUGCCGCCGUAGAUGCCAAGCAAGUGGGAAGCUUUGCAGCGGCUGUCAUUGCCAUUGCUGGCGUUGUUGCUGUGCUGUAA
Rhinocladiella mackenziei CBS 650.93 is the source of this 540-nucleotide messenger RNA. RefSeq lists its product as uncharacterized. Bases 1 to 540 code for a protein of 179 amino acids. The transcript has 2 exons. NCBI's taxonomy places the organism in Eukaryota, Fungi, Ascomycota, Eurotiomycetes, Chaetothyriales, Herpotrichiellaceae. The record is from RefSeq and is a predicted model, not a curated record.